Messenger RNA from Hermetia illucens (black soldier fly), 7398 nucleotides. Its product is annotated as ribosomal protein S6 kinase alpha-5. The coding region runs from base 1383 to 5237 and encodes 1284 amino acids. The transcript has 10 exons. Gene Ontology annotation, molecular function: protein serine/threonine kinase activity; ATP binding. NCBI's taxonomy places the organism in Eukaryota, Metazoa, Arthropoda, Insecta, Diptera, Stratiomyidae. Gene Ontology annotation, biological process: regulation of DNA-templated transcription; protein phosphorylation. The record is from RefSeq and is a predicted model, not a curated record.
UUAUUCUGGUUUUGAGUUGUGAUACGCGCUAGGUCGCGAUACGUAUCACGGGAGGUUAUUUACGCUCAAAACGGAGUCGGAGUGGUGUAUUGCAGUGUCAUAUUCGCGAUCUACAGAUUUUCGAGUGUGAUACUAACGUUGCUCUGGAAUUCGCGCAAGACGGAGGAUUUGUUUUGUCGGGAAUUGGGACUCGCGGGUGCAAAGUACAAACUAGCCAAGGUGCGUAAUUUGUUGGUUUGCGGAGCAGCUGUCAGCAGUGAGUUUUGAAAGACAUAACCUCGAAAUUAUUGUUGUCAUUUCGAAGUUGAUUGGAAAGCGACAGCCUAGAGUGAACGGGUCUCGGAAGGGCAUUUCUUAUUGCGAAUUUAUACUGUGUGUUGUGCACGAAAAACUAAAUCAAUAGCAAAUCGACAAGUCCAAAGUGCCAGUUUCGUGAAUAUUUACAUUCGGUGGAGUCGGGAACUGAUUAAGUGGAGAUAUUUAUGUUUUUUCUGGGCGAGAAGUGAAACUGUGACGUCUUGACUUUUCAACUGAAAUGGUGUCCGUGAAAUGAUGGCGCUCAGUUGAUCCAUUGCUUGAACCGGGUCAGUGAUAGAUAGUACGGUAAACAAUUUACGAAACUGCGUGCCGGAUCAACCUCUUCUGUUGCAGUAACAGGACAUGAUCUAGUGGACCAUUUCACAGACUUUCUCCGCGGAUACGUCAUGAUUGCGGUGCUUAUCCCUAGCCAUUACCAUCAUCUAACUUACGAUUCCUCCGACCUUCUCUUUGCUGGCGAAUUUCUUCAGUAAGUUUUCUACGGGCAGAACAUUAUUUACAUGUGGAAAUGUAAAAGGUGAAGCCUAUAGCGUUCGCGAACUCGAUCACACGUCUCCGUGAGUGCGCACUACAAUCGCGAUCGCUGUCCCCGUUGGUGGUGAAGUGCCCCUGCAAGUGAAAGGAGUUUCUCCAGAAGACGAAAGCGAGCUCAAGAAAAAAGAAGCUGCCGCGGUGAUUUUGCAGGGUCGUUGCACACCGUCAUCAUUGUCAUAAUCAUACUAGCUUUGAUCCGGAGAAACGCAUGAUCUGCAACAUUUUUAACCGUUUUGCCUUCAUAUGAAAAAAUCGUUGCCUAAUUUUUCGAUUUGUGAAAAGUCCGAAGUGGUGGUAUGAUAGCAAAUCGUGUAACCUGCAGUGCUGUGAUGUAAUUUUUACAAAAAAAAAAUUAUACAAUUUAAUUGUAUUAUUGUUUCUAGAAGUUAUCGGAAAUUUAGAAAGUUCAUUUCAAAGUGUGGUUGGUGGAAUUCGUAUCGAGAAUGAUCAGUUUCGCCCAUGUUUGUGCCUAGAGAAAUAUUACUCGCCGUUAUCCUUGCAUUGUUUCGAAUGAAGAAGUUAUAGAAAAGAUGAAAAUGAGUCGUCAAUUGUGUACGCAGAUGUUACCAACGAAAGGAUUUCACACUACUAGUACCACGUCAGCUAGUAGUAAUAAUAACACUGCGGUGUUGGGAAGCAAUUCGAAAAUGGGGACCGCCUCGCUUAAAGAACCUGAUCACGAAAGUGGCUACUACGAAGAUGGUCCGUUUGUGGAAUUCAAUCGCGGUAAUAGCUAUCGUCAUCCUAACUGCAUCUAUGAGACACAACCGCAGACGAAUCGUCGACGUUGUGAAAACCCAAAUAAUUCGGCACCGUAUCAAAAUUCUAAACGUCCGCGACUAGAUUCGGAUGGUGAAGUUGCUCCUGCACCGAAAUCGUACCGCGGCGGUCGUGAAGUUCGCUCGAAUAAACUGAACUGCGUAUCCUCCGGCAAUGACGCAAUAAGUUCAUCACCAAAACACGAUAGUAGUGCGGUGAAUACAAAACGACCGCCCAAUAGUAGUUCACAACAGAAGCAUCCAUUACAAAAGAAUUACUGUGAUGAUAGUAGUAAAGUUUGCAAUUCUAGUGGUGGUUCAAAUUGUUUCUCAUCGAAUAAUGUAACAAAAUCCAGUGGUAGUAGUAAGGGUGAAAGUAGUGCGAUACCGUCUAAUAGUACGUGCAAUAGUACGACGGCAAACAAUAAUAAUGUUCAUGUGGUUCUGGUCGAUAAUAAUACCCCAACUACCGGUGAUAAACGACCAUUAUCCGAUGAUCCGGCUGUUACGAAACGUGAAAGUAGUGGCGAAACAUCAGAAGCGGCACGAAUGCGUACCGAAAAAAGUGAUUCGGUCGUGUGUACCGGCGUGUACAAUCCAUUGGAAUUGGAAAUUGAGGAAAUCUCAAGAAUUAGAACUGCUGUUCAACUCGCUAAUGAAGAAAAAGUCGACAUGACACACUUUGACCCACUUAAAGUACUUGGAACAGGCGCAUACGGUAAAGUCUAUCUAGUACGCAAAAAAGGUGGAAGCGAUCAUGGGAAGCUUUAUGCAAUGAAAGUGUUAAAGAAAGCAACAAUUGUGCAAAAGAAGAAGACAGCAGAGCAUACACGCACAGAAAGACAGGUGUUAGAGGCUAUACGCCAGAGUCCCUUCCUUGUUGGAAUGCAUUACGCCUUUCAGACCGAGACCAGACUGUAUUUAGUAUUGGAUUACGUUAGCGGCGGUGAAUUGUUCACCCAUUUAUAUAAAAAUGAACAUUUCACGGAAGAUGAAGUUCGAAUUUAUAUCGCAGAAGUUGUAUUGGCCUUAGAACAAUUACAUAAGUUAGGAAUAAUCUACAGGGAUAUUAAGCUAGAGAAUAUAUUAUUGGAUGCCAAUGGGCAUAUAGUAUUGACUGAUUUUGGAUUAUCCAAAGAAUUACAUGGGUCCAAUGAACGAGCCUACAGUUUUUGCGGCACUCUGGAGUAUAUGGCACCAGAGGUUGUUCGCGGUGGUAGCGCUGGACAUGAUACAGCUGUUGACUGGUGGUCGGUUGGCGUGCUGACCUAUGAGCUAUUAACUGGUGCCUCCCCAUUUACCGUAGUCGACGAGAGGAAUACUCAACAUGACAUAUCGAGACGUAUAUUGAAAACGGAACCGCCUAUCCCCGAUGAAUUAGGGUCUGAGGUGAAAGAUUUCAUUUCGAAAUUGCUCGUCAAGGAUCCAAAGAAGCGACUGGGUGGUAGUAAAGCCGAUGCAUCUCAAAUCAAAUCGCAUCCGUUCUUCCGAAAGGUCGAUUGGACCAAGUUAUCCAGAAAACAAAUACCUGCGCCAUUUAAACCUAAAAUUGAAAGUGAAUUGGAUACAAGUAAUUUUAGUGAUGAAUUUACUAGGCUUCCAUUGAACGACUCGCCGGCUGCAGUUCCUCCCAACUCAGAUCGAUUGUUUCGGGGCUACUCGUUCGUAGCUAGCAGACAUCUUAACAAAAACUACAGUUUUGAAUACACAUUCUCCGAUAGCAAUGAUAGUGAUAAUAAAUCAUUUAACCAAAUAACCUUUGAUUAUAAUAAGAACUCGCCUUUCUUCGCUAAAUAUGAGCCUGUAUCGAAGCCAAUCGGCCAUGGAUCGUUUUCCGUUUGCAUGGAGUGUAUUAAUCGAACUACCCGUCAAAGCUAUGCUGUGAAAAUUAUGAAAAACUCGAAAGAAAUCGACUAUGAAAUCGAGACAUUGAAAAUCUGCCAAGGAUGUCCUAAUAUUGUAAAACUGAUUGAAGUUCUGAGAGACAAUGAGAACACAUACAUUGUGAUGGAGUAUCUUUCAGGAGGCGAGCUUCUGGACAGGAUACGAGAGUCAAGUCGGUUUACCGAAGAUGAAGCAGGACAUUACUUCUGCCAGAUUGUUAAAGCUGUGAGUACAAUGCAUGCUCAGAAUAUCGUACACCGCGAUCUGAAGCCAGAAAACAUCCUAUUCACGGAAUCUGGUUCGCGAACAUUGAAAAUUGUUGAUUUUGGAUUUGCAAGGCAACGUAAAGCCGAUCAGAUUAUGUCACCCCCUUGCUUUACGUUGGACUAUGCGGCGCCGGAAGUUUUGACAACUUCGGAAGAAAAUGCUUGUUACAAUGAUGCCUGUGAUAUUUGGUCGCUAGGAGUGAUCCUGUAUACAAUGCUCUGUGGGCAUGCACCUUUCAGAAAAAGAGAAACAGCUUCGUCGCGAACUAAUGCCAACAGCAUUGAAGAAAUUGUUAAGCGGAUUAAACGGGGAUCAUUCGACACAGAGUCAAAUGCUUGGCAGUUUGUAAGUCGUCAAGCUAAGGAUUUAGUGCAGGGAUUGCUUACGGUGGAUGCGAGAAAUCGAUUAAAAAUCGAUCAAGUAUUACAACACGAAUGGUUUAGAAAAGUUCCUACAACGGCAUUGUAUUGCCCAAAUCGCCGUGUUAGUUUCGAUCAGGUCGCAGAUGAAGUUCGUGACACGUUUGACGCCUUCACUCAGGCCCGCGAGCAAGGCUUCCGGCUACAAGACGUAGAAGCGGCAAAUCUUGCAAAACGUCGUCGACAGAAAAAGUCAAGCUCAGCAUCAGCUGUGAGUUACGGAGCGGAAAGCAUCACAAGUGGCCUGGGUCGGAGUAAGAGUUCUAGUGGGAUCGUUGCGUCAGAUCCAAAUAAUCGUUCCAGUAGUGUAGCUACCUCAAAUUCAUCUUCAACUGAAAUAAUUCUGGACGAGCAGGAUAACAAUAAUGGCAAUGGAAAACUUGUAGGCAGUAAGGGACAGAUCGAGCGUUGCAACGAAAGCAAAGAUAGUUGUGAGACGAACUCUACGGAUAAACCUGAAUAUAAGCCAACGUCUCUAGCUCAUAGUGUUGAAAUGGUACAACGUCCAAAGUCAGAUCCGAGUCAGUUCACUUUCAGCGAUAAGCAUGUGAAAGGAUAUCUGUCGAAAACCUGCCUUGAUAACGACCAAGCGAAUUUCUUCGGUUUCAGUGCUAGCGAAAUGAAAUACGGUAAAACCUCUUUAAGUCAAUUGGACCUGGUAAUCAAGGCCCUGAAAAAGCGAGUGGUGAAACGUGAUCGUAACGUCAUUUCCAAUACAAGAAUGCCAAAUAAGAAAAUUCAGUCAACGCGACGCGAUGCGCUUCGGAAAAAAGCCGCCGACACGAAAAGAGUAACUGCCUCGACAUGCACCACCUCUCAACGAACCACCCGCAGUCGAGUCGCAACGAAAGAUUCUAAUCCGAUCGGUGGAAACGCUGUAAAUUUCUCAACGGGCGUGCCAACUAAGUCCGAGGUGUCGAAUCCUGCAUCUAAAACAGUACCUGAUCGACCAAUGACACGACUUGCACGGCGAAUGGGUCGCCGCGAGGCAAUCUCCGAUCGUUUCGAUCUAUUAUCUGAGACUCUGACAAAACGUCGCGGUCGAAAGCAACAAUGAUUAAUAGUAAUUGAUAAGGGUAGAUUGAGUUUUGUGAAGAUUUCGAAUCUACUAUGUAGGCCAUGUGCUAAAAGUGUUUAUGUACAUUGUCAUAUUUAUGGUUGCUGGAUGAUAGGAAAGAAUUUGGAGUUAAUUUUACAUAGAAUAUCAAUUGAAUACGAUUAUUGUAAUUUUUCUCAUUACUACAAUAACAUGAAGUGUCUAUUUUGUUUUGAGUCGUAUUAUAUUGAUUAUUAUUAUUAUUCGGAGGCAAUCAUUUUUUUUGUUGAUUUUAUUUUUAGCUCAUGUUUUUAAGUUUAGUGAAAUAAACGUUUUUGUAUUUAUUCCUCCAUAAAGACAAAAAUCUGUAUCCUCAUAAAAUUUAAGGUUAUUUAUAUCAUUGCUAAGGAGGAUCCUACCAGCAAAUAUCUGUUUGAAUUUCUUUAUCUCGGAAUUGUGCGACUUCUGUUCAGGUUUCGGAUUGGGAUGGGAAUGGAGAGCUGGUCUCUGAUUAGUUUUGUUAUGGCAUUAGGUUGCGCAUGGGAAAACGGCGCUGAUUUCAAAGGAAACAACGAAGAAGUAGAAAGUGUUUGAAUAGUAACUUUUAAAAAUAUUGGAAAAUUGACUUCUUUGUGGAGUAAGGGCUCAUAUGCAGCGGAAUCUCAAUGUUGCUUAUCUAAUUGGUCCUCUAGAAGGGAGUGGUUUCUGUCCCGUUCUUGUCACUAUCAUAUCUCGCUUGGUUUACAUGAGUGCCCGGCCAUCAUUCAAACGUUACUUUCGCAGCUUUUGAUUAUCCAGGAUCUAACAGAAACCUAAUAAUUCUGCAAUGUUUAAUUAGUCAACCACAAAAUACCAAAUGGAUCCGCUUAGAUUACUAUAGAUGAAGUCAGUUUUCUUUGAGUUCAGUGAAGUAUAGAUUUACAGCACGUUACCCUUUUCGCAUGCUUUUGUUGACAUAAUGUGAGACAGACCUGCUUUUCGUACAAUUGAUGAUUUAGUUCAGUGUCGACUACGUGAAAUUAGUCGUGAAGGCCAACAAGCGCAAAUCUCAAUCCUGGUUGCAAUUUGUACUUAAGGCAUUCGAAAGAGGUUCCAGUUUGGUUGUACAAAGCUGCUGACAAAGUUAUUCUAAUUUCGCUCAAUAGCUGAUAAAUCCUAGCAUGUGAUACUCAAAAGGAAUAAAAGCUAUAAAGUCGGCAAUAAUAAUUAAGUGAAAGCUGGGAGUUUACAAUAUUAAGGAGCCGCAACUUGGAACUCGAAGCUCUCGUAGGGUCCAAUUUCACAUAAUAUCACCAUCACCAAUUCUACACUCUAGGCUUCUUCCAAUCUAAUGACAAGAAGAAUGAAAUUCAAGUGCAUUUCAAAGAUAAAUUCGACCGGCGCAUUAACAUUAUGAAGACAAAACAUUUACCUGGGUCAACACUGAUACGAGAAUCAACAUUAGAUUAGGUAGAAGUGAAUGUAAUUUAAGGGAGUCAGAAAAUAUUUUAGAUAAGAGUUAAAUUAUGUAUAACCUUAUGGAAAUUUUAUUAGACGGUAGUCAUAUAGAAGAGAAAAAUUGGAAAAAAAGCCAAAAAUAUUUUUAUAGUCAGAACAGAGAUAUAGACACGUAAAUAUGUUUUAAUUAAAAAUUUAAUUCUUCAGCAGCACUUGCGAACUAAUCAAGAAACUUAUUACCUACAUCUAUUUCCUAUUAAGCGUUUCAUCCUUUGGAUAUUGUUCAUUCUUUUAAUUUCUCGUUAGGAUAAUGAAAGCGGCAAAUAAGAAUAAAUAACGAAAGAGUAAGUUGAAAUAUUGUUAAUUUAUUUAAAACGAAAUGAAACUAUAGGUGAUAAACGCUAUAUAUUUAUAUCCAAUGUGGAAUGGAUUACAAAAUUCAUUGUUCUUAUUAUAUCAUAUUUUUUUGAAGUUUUGCUGUUUCUUUGUUGCUUUUAUUUAACUAUAUCAACACUACCAAUUUACAAAUGAUCAAAAGUGAGACAACUUGUUUAGUUAUUUACACUGAAUCUGUAAAAAAAAAAACUGAGAAAAAAGAUAGAAUUGAUGGUUUCACACAUAUAAAAUACAUGCCUUGAUGAGAGAAGUAGUUUGAAAUAUUUAUUAUUAAUAUUAUGAUAACAUUAUUAUAAGAAUGAGGAGAACAAAGAAGAAAAUAAAUUGUUUAAUGAAAAAUCAAAAAGAA